Molecule: messenger RNA, 698 nt
Organism: Dioscorea cayenensis subsp. rotundata (Guinea yam)
Lineage: Eukaryota; Viridiplantae; Streptophyta; Magnoliopsida; Dioscoreales; Dioscoreaceae
Product: 16.0 kDa heat shock protein, peroxisomal-like
Exons: 2
Coding region: 122-553 (143 amino acids)
Biological process (GO): response to heat; response to hydrogen peroxide; response to salt stress
Source: RefSeq, a predicted model, not a curated record
AUCCAUCUCUCCCACUCUCCACUCACGUGACUAACCUCUCACGCAUUCUAUACCAUCAUCAACCCAAUGCCCUCCUCAUCGUUCGCUUCUUCAAGUUCAACAACGAGCAAAACCGUCGGCCAUGGCGGACCUUCUCUUCGGAUCUCCUUUCCGCCGUCUCAUCUGGAGCUCUCCAAUUCUCCACGACUGGUCCGGCGCCGUCCCCAUUCCCAUGGACUGGAUCGAGACCCCAUCUUCCCACAUCUUCAAGUUCAACGUCCCUGGAUUUGGGAGGGAUGACAUCAAGGUUCAGUUGGAAGAGGGGAACAUAAUCCACAUUAGAGGGGAAUCGCCGGCGUCGAAAGAGGAGCAGCGGCAAGGGAAGGAGGUGUUGUCGCACUUGGUUGAGAGAGUGAAGGGGGAUUUCUCGCGGAGGUUUGAGCUGCCGGAGAACGUGCGUGGCGAUGAGAUCAAGGCACAGGUGGAGAACGGCGUGCUGGCCAUCGUCGUGCCCAAAGAGCCGGUUCCGGCGAAGUUGAAACCGAGGACCAUUGCCGUGACGAGCAAGCUCUAAGAUUUUCUGAUUUGGUAAUGAUGAUGAUGGGUUGCAGUUUGUAGCCCAAGUUUAAUUAUUAUGGUAUUUUGUGACUAUAUAUUAUUGUCGGAUAUGUAAAUGGAUACAUUAGAAAAAAUUUAAAUAUAUAUAUAUAUUCGAUGCA